This is a messenger RNA of Botrytis fragariae, 312 nucleotides long. RefSeq lists its product as uncharacterized. The record is from RefSeq and is a predicted model, not a curated record. Bases 1 to 312 code for a protein of 103 amino acids. NCBI's taxonomy places the organism in Eukaryota, Fungi, Ascomycota, Leotiomycetes, Helotiales, Sclerotiniaceae. The transcript is spliced from 2 exons.
AUGGCACACGAAAAGGUCAACAAAAGCGACUUGUCUCAGGGCGAAUCAUUGGACGCCGGCUUCGAACGCAGUUCAUAUCGAGCAAGUCUCUUUGAUUUUUUUGCUUCUGGUUCCUCAUGCCAACUGCCAAAAUAUCCAUUUGUCACCAACUAUCAUGACGGUGAAGCGAUUUUGCAGAAAGAGAUCUAUAAGAUUCUACCAAAUUUCACUUAUGCAGACGGCGUACCGGAAAGAUUUGAGGGAACUGCCGAGACUAUUGCUGAGAUCUUCACCAUCACCAGGGAGUCAGACCCUGCCACUAAGCGGUUCUAG